Molecule: messenger RNA, 2760 nt
Organism: Pichia membranifaciens NRRL Y-2026
Lineage: Eukaryota; Fungi; Ascomycota; Pichiomycetes; Pichiales; Pichiaceae
Exons: 1
Coding region: 336-2471 (711 amino acids)
Biological process (GO): glutamyl-tRNA aminoacylation; translation
Cellular component (GO): methionyl glutamyl tRNA synthetase complex; cytosol; cytoplasm
Molecular function (GO): glutamate-tRNA ligase activity; ATP binding
Source: RefSeq, a predicted model, not a curated record
UUCUGCUCUUACUUAUGGCUAAUAGCUUGAACUUACGCUUGUUGCUCAUCAAAAUGACUUUUUUAUUGAUAAUAUCACCACGUCCCAAUGAUUGUUGUAGUUUACGUAACUCAACUUUUUUUUGACGAAACUGGUGAUUUAGCGGCUUUUUAAAUUAGCCGCUAAGAAGGCACCAUGAAUCACGAUUUUUUUUUCAGUGCUGGGCAUCUGAGGCAGAGGGAAGGAGACGGUUGGAAAAAACGCAGUACUUCUGGAUGAAUCUUCCUAACGUUCUCAGCUUCGUUCCACCAGUGCUCAUUCUCUUUGACUUAGGCUUUCAUCAUACAAUAACAGCAAUGAGUUACGUAUUGAACAUUGCUGGUAAGGCACCAGCAGUUGAUUAUGCGCUUUUGACUGCAGCUGCAUUUAUCAACACCUCUUCUGAUGGUGACAUAAAACUCAACUUUGUGGACGGCAAAACUGUUUCAAAAGAUGUUGCUACAUCUGCCCAGCUUUUGAAGGGCGACGAAACAGUUUCUACUGACUCUAUCGAAAUUUUGAAUUAUUUUGGAACCGAAUUUCCAACUGUCAUUUUAGCAAAGAAAGAGUCUGAAGAAUGGAUCAAGUUCUCUCAUGAAAAGUUACUUGUCAAGGAUUUCAAGAAGUUAUCUGUUGAUUUGGAAAAACUUGAAUCUCACUUGAACCUUAGAUCGUUCAUUAUUGGAUACAAGAUCACUGCUGCUGAUAUUGCAAUCUGGGGUGCUUUAAGAGCCAACCCAGUCAUGGGUUCGGUUCUUAAAAACUCAGUUUACAUCAACGUCACAAGAUGGUACCAGUUCUUAGAAUCCGACAAGAGAUUCGGCGAAAUGCCAACAUUACUUUCUACUUCUCUCGCUGAAAUGAAGAAAUUGUCAAAGAACGGUAAGAAAGAGAUUCACAAGGCCAACUUUGAAAUUGAUCUUAUCGACGCUAAAGACGGUGAGGUUGUCACUAGAUUCCCACCUGAGCCAUCUGGAUACUUGCACAUUGGACAUGCUAAGGCUGCUGUUUUGAACCAAUACUUUGCCAACGCAUACCACGGUAAGUUAAUCAUCAGAUUCGAUGACACUAACCCUUCAAAGGAAAAGACCGAGUUUCAAGACUCCAUCAUCGAAGAUUUGAGAUUGUUGGGUAUCAAGGGUGACAGAAUCACCUACUCUUCUGACUACUUCCAAGAAAUGUAUGACCUAGCUAUCAAGAUGAUCAAGGAAGGUAAGGCCUACUGUGACGAUACUCCAUUGGAAAAGAUGAGAGCAGAAAGAAUGGACGGUCUAAAAUCCGAAAGAAGAGACAGAACAGUCGAAGAAAACUUGAAGAUUUUCACUGAAGACAUGAAAAACGGUACUGAAGAAGGCCUGAAGAACUGUUUGAGAGCCAAAAUUGACUACACUGCAUUGAACAAGACCUUGAGAGACCCUGUCAUUUACAGAUGUAACUUGACUCCCCACCAUAGAACUGGUAGUGCUUGGAAAAUCUACCCAACCUAUGACUUCUGUGUUCCAAUUGUCGAUGCCUUGGAAGGCGUCACCCAUGCUUUGAGAACCAUUGAAUACAGAGACAGAAAUGCACAGUACGAAUGGAUGUUGAAUGCAUUAGGCCUGAGAAAGGUUCACAUUUGGGAUUUCGCCAGAGUUAACUUUGUCAGAACCUUGUUAUCAAAGAGAAAGUUACAAUGGUUUGUUGACAAGGGAUACGUUUCCAACUGGGAUGACCCAAGAUUCCCUACCGUUAGAGGUAUCAGAAGAAGAGGUAUGACAGUUGAAGGUUUGAAGAAUUUCAUUAUUUCUCAAGGGCCUUCAAAGAAUAUCAUCAACUUGGACUGGAGUAUCAUUUGGGCUGCCAACAAGAAGAUCAUUGAUCCAAUUGCUCCUAGACAUACUGCUUUAGAAUCAAAGGACUUGGUUACUGUCAACAUUGUUGAUGGUCCUGAGUUACAUGCUGAAAAGAAACCAAAGCACAAGAAAAACCCUGCUGUUGGUGAAAAAAAUGUCUACUACUCUUCCAAGGCUCUGAUUGAACAAAUUGAUGCUGCUGCGAUUAAGGAUGGUGAAGAAGUCACCUUCAUGGAUUGGGGUAAUGUUAUCUGUACCAAGGUUCACAAGGACGCUGAAGGGAAGGUCACCUCCAUCGAUGCUAAGUUGAACUUGGAUGGUGACUUCAGGAAGACCGAGAAGAAAUUGACUUGGUUGGCUUCUGAAAAGAACGUCCCAGUUGACUUAGUCGAUUUCGACCACUUGAUCACCAAAGACAAGUUGGACGAAGGUGACAAUUUUGAAAAUUUUCUCACUCCAGAUACUAAAUUCACUACCAAAGCUAUUGCUGACGUUAAUGUUGAGUCGAUGAAGGUUGGUGAUAUCAUCCAAUUCGAAAGAAAAGGCUACUACAUCUUAGACUCCAACAAGGACGGGAAGUACAUUUUCUUCACUGUUCCUGACGGUAAGCAAAAGAAAUAAAUGUUGGUUGAGGCAAAUCUUGGUUUUUUUCCCAAUGUGUAAUUUCUUUCUAUAAUGAUAUAUUUAUAAUAAUCAAAUCUAUAAAUUAUACACCUGUGAAUUUCGUGAUGAUUAAGUACCGAACAAAUAUCUCCACCAUAGAGACAAUGACACUUAUACCUAUUGCAACAAUCAACAUCUUGGUGAUUUUGGUCAUUUUACGUUCAGCCAAAGAAUCAGAUAAGAUGUCGAAAAAAUCAAGGAACACCUUACAUCGAUCAUUUAUGACCUCCACCCUUUGUUCGAUUUC